This is a messenger RNA of Microthlaspi erraticum, 462 nucleotides long. The record is from the annotation of a GenBank genome assembly. NCBI's taxonomy places the organism in Eukaryota, Viridiplantae, Streptophyta, Magnoliopsida, Brassicales, Brassicaceae.
AUGAGUGAUGCUAAUGAAGACCCAUCAAGAGAAUGCAUGGGAGAUUUCUCUAAUGAAGCCAAUGAAGAAGAUGUGAACUACAUUGGAAACUAUGGGAACAAGGGAUACAAUCCAAGCUAUCGCCCAAACCCCAACAUGUCUUAUAGAAACCCCAAUGUGGAGAAUCCUCAAGACCAAGUGUAUCCUCCAAGGUAUCCACAACAACAAAGACCUCCUUACCAAUCUCAAGGAAGUCAAUUUCAGCCAAGGCAAGGAUAUGAGCAGAGAUCAUCAUAUCCGCCCAAGGAGCCAUAUGCUUCUUCACCAAAUCAAGCUCCUCCAAACCAACAAGGUGGGAGAUUUGAAGGAAUCCUCCAACAGAUCAUGGAUGGCCAAAGAGAAACACUAAAGAGAUGUAUGAGAAGAUGGACACUUUGUUCAGCAAUCUCAACACCAAGUAUGAUGCUGUUGCCACUCAUGUGA